Molecule: messenger RNA, 1890 nt
Organism: Antechinus flavipes (yellow-footed antechinus)
Lineage: Eukaryota; Metazoa; Chordata; Mammalia; Dasyuromorphia; Dasyuridae
Gene: MYF5
Product: myogenic factor 5
Exons: 4
Coding region: 524-1294 (256 amino acids)
Biological process (GO): regulation of transcription by RNA polymerase II; muscle organ development; positive regulation of myoblast differentiation
Molecular function (GO): protein dimerization activity; RNA polymerase II cis-regulatory region sequence-specific DNA binding; DNA-binding transcription factor activity, RNA polymerase II-specific
Source: RefSeq, a predicted model, not a curated record
UCUCCUUUUUCCUACUUUUGGGUCUCCCCUAAAGAAAUAGCCGCCAGACUCCUGAGUCCCAAAGCCUUUGAAGAAGCUGGCGUCUUUCGUCCUUUGAAAAUUUUCCUCCUAUUUUCUGAUCUCUUUCUUUCCUCGCCUCUGAGCACCGUUUAAAAGUUGUGUCUAGCUUGUGUUGGUGCCCUGGCAUCCUAUUUUCAGCACCUCAGUCCCCAGAGCCCAGCGUCUUAGGUCCUCCCUCCCCUCCUCCCCACAAGCCCCAUUAAGCAACCCGGGGCGCUGAGGUUUUGGUACUUCUGCUGUUCCACUCGCCUUCUGCACGUUUGCAUAUGUGUUUUGAGAUCACUUUACCAAAGAGAACUGUAAUCUCGGAGGGCUUCUCCUAAUGACAGAGUCUCGUGAGUGACAGCAUCCUUCCCGGCACUACACCGGCAGAUGGAGAAAGGGGGAGAAGGAAUAGGUUGUGCGGUCUGCAGUAGCCCAUUUGGAGUAAGGUGCAACAUCCCUCCCUCUCUCCUCUGGCAGAAUGGAAAUGAUGGAGAGCUGCCAGUUCUCCCCAUCCGAAUUUUUCUACGACAGCUCCUGCAUCCCUUCUCCAGAAGGGGACUUCGGGGAUGAGUUUGAGUCCAGAAUGAUUUCUUUCGGAGCUCACAAAACAGACCUCCAAGGCUCGGACGAAGAGGAGCAUGUGCGAGCCCCGACGGGUCACCACCAAGCGGGCCAUUGCCUCAUGUGGGCUUGCAAAGCCUGCAAGAGGAAGUCUACCACCAUGGACAGAAGGAAGGCAGCCACCAUGCGGGAAAGGCGGAGGCUGAAGAAGGUGAACCAGGCUUUUGAGACACUUAAGAGGUGUACUACGGCCAAUCCUAACCAGAGACUCCCCAAAGUAGAGAUCCUCAGGAAUGCUAUCAGAUACAUCGAGAGCCUCCAAGAACUGCUGAGGGAACAGGUCGAAAACUACUAUACUCUACCCGGGCAGAGCUGUUCUGAACCUACCAGCCCCACUUCCAACUGCUCGGAUGGGAUGGCUGAAUGCAACAGCCCCGUGUGGUCCAGAAGAAACAGCAGUUUUGACAGUGUCUACUGCCCUGAUAUGACAAAUGUUUCCUCCAACGACAAAAAUUCCACAUUAUCCAGCUUGGACUGCUUAUCCAGCAUAGUGGAUCGGAUCUCAUCAUCUGACCAACCUGUGUUGACUCUUCAAGACCCUGUUUCUCUCUCUUCAAUUGCCAGCACUGACUCUCAGCCAGAAACACCAGGGGCCCCUAAUUCCAGGCUCAUCUAUCAUGUGCUAUGAACUCUGAGACUUGAGAUUAACUCCACUCACUGAUUUUUCCUCCAAGUACAGAAUUAACAGGAAAGCCUGUUAGACCAUGAAACAGGAGGCUGUGCAAAUUUCCAAGCUAAGACAUUCUGUAUAUAAAUAUUUCAUAUUAGUUGUAUAUUUGUGAAUACUAUUUUGCCACUUUAUAAGAAAAUGUAUUUAACUAAAAAGUCACCAUCAUACGAAUGCUUUGUUUUUACUUUUGAUAUAUAUUUUAAUAAUAUUAUUCAUGGCAGAAGGUUGUGGGGAGGGGUAACUCGCAGAAUACUUAAGUUAUAUUUUCAUAAAUGUUACUUAUCAAAAACAUUCUUUCAUUGUUAUUAGAACUGCAUUUUAUACUUUAAAAGAUGGGUGGGAUCAGUUAUGAAGACUUUAAUCAUAGUUCAAUUUUGCUUGCUCCUAAAGUCAGUUUUAUUAAAUACAAAGAAAAAAUACUGCCUAAUAGUAUAUAUUUUACUCUUUUUAUAUGCAAAAUGCAUCCUUCUAAUGUAAAAAUAAGCCAGUAUUUUUGUGGAUAUUUUCAAGAUAUGAGAAACUUUGAAAGUGCCACUAUAAAUAAAAAUGUCUAC